Fragaria vesca subsp. vesca is the source of this 1020-nucleotide messenger RNA. RefSeq lists its product as uncharacterized. The coding region runs from base 1 to 1020 and encodes 339 amino acids. The record is from RefSeq and is a predicted model, not a curated record. Lineage: Eukaryota; Viridiplantae; Streptophyta; Magnoliopsida; Rosales; Rosaceae. The transcript has 3 exons.
AUGGGGGACAACGGAAACUUUCCUACACUCUCUCUUCAUGAUGUGUCUGGUGGUGUUUUGGAAGAGUCUGGUAUUUAUGAUGUUGAUUAUACUAAAUACACUAAUGACGAAUCGUAUGAAAAUGAAGACAAUAAUGAGAUAGAGGAGGACCCUGAUGAUAGAGAUUUUUGGAUUGAUGAGCAUUAUGUACACAAUGUAGAAGAAGAUUUGAAGCAAUUUGAGAAGAUUGUCGUAGAUGAAAGACCAUAUGAUCAUCAUGUAGAAUUUGGAGAAGAUUCAUCUGAUUACGAAGGUAGUGAUGACCUAGGAAGUGUUGAUAGCUCCUCGUCUGAUGAUGAAACUCAAGUGAGAAGGCUCAAAAGAAACACUCCGAAGUUCAAAACAUAUAGGAGGGAAAUUGAUUUGAGGCGUCCCCAAAUUACAUUGGGAUUAGAGUUUCCUAGUAUGAAGGAAUGUUUUGUGGGGAAAAAAGGUCCUACUGUGAGGGUAAAAGAAUUUGUACCAGAACAUUCGUGUGGAAGAAUCACCAGCAAUUGGUUUGCCUCUUCUACUUGGUUAGCUUCUAGGUUUGAUCAGGAGAUUAGAUUGAACCCUAAGAUGAAGGUUGGUGAUUUUAUUACUAUAGUGAAGGACAAGUAUGGCAUUAUAGUGACCAAAGAUCAAGUCUACAAAGCAAGACAAAAGGCUGGAAAGAGUAUUCAAGGAAGCAUUGAAGAGCAAUAUGGGCUGCUUCGAGAAUAUGGAGAAGAAUUAAUGAGAGUUAAUCCUGGAACUACUAUGAAGUUCAAAACUGAGUUGAGGAAUGACGAACCUGUUUUUCUAAGGAUGUAUGUGUGUUAUGGAGCAUUAAAGACAGGUUUCCUUGAAGGGUGUAGAACUGUUGUUGGUCUUGAUGGGUGUCACAUUAAAGGUCCGCACAAAGGACAGCUUUUGAGUGCUGUUGGUAUUGAUGCUAACAAUGGCAUGUUUCCAAUAGCAUUUGCUGUUGCUGAAAUAGAGAACCGAGAUAGUUGGACCUAG